AUGGAUGGAUCAAAUUUUGCAGGACGUAAUAAAAGAUUGAAUGUUCGUGACACAUCAUUGAUAAAUUUGCUUAGAAUCCCUCCAACAUACAUACCAAUCGAGAAGGAAAAUCAAUAUUACGUUGAUGAUUCAGUUAUUAAUGCCUUCUUCGAGUUGCUGAGAAAGAGAGCAGAGCAGUUUCCCAAUUCAUACAUCAAGAACUACUCAUUGCCAACUUGGAUGAUCAGUUUCUUGCUUUCUGGGAAAUGGAGUGAGACAAAAGCAUUAUCUUUCUUAAAAAUUGAAGAGAUAGCAGGCUCAUUAAAGUUGUUCGUGCCAGUGUGUUUAAAAGAUCAUUGGAUCCUCAUUUGCGUCGACAUAGAGAAACAAGCAUUGCUAUGCCGAGUUGAUUGUGGCAUAUUUGUGAUGAAGUAUGCUGAUUGUCUUGUACAUGGAAAUCAUUUCCCUUUUAACCAAGAAAACAUGCCUCACUUUCGACAACAAGUCUUUCUUGACAUAUACCGUGGGAGAUUACCUAAUGCUGUCUCUAUUUUGGGAUUUCGAAAGGUGGAUCAAGACGGUUGGGAGAAGCACCUGCUUUGGACUACCAGCGAACAUGCUAAUCAACAACCGCAACAACCACGUGGACAGAACUCAUCUGUUGAGGUUGGAAAAUUUGGGCUUGAGGAAGAGGUAGAGCGGCUUCAGAGGGACAAGAAUGUCCUUACGGCAGAACUUGUUAAGUUGAGGCAGCAGCAACAGUCCAAGGAUAGCCAGGUGCAAACCAUGGUGCAACGACUUGAAGGAGCGGAGCAGCGUCAGCAACAGAUGAUGUCAUUCCUCGCAAAGGCUAUGCAGAGCCGAGACCUGCCUAAUUUUGUUUCUUAA
Dovyalis caffra is the source of this 867-nucleotide messenger RNA. NCBI's taxonomy places the organism in Eukaryota, Viridiplantae, Streptophyta, Magnoliopsida, Malpighiales, Salicaceae. The record is from the annotation of a GenBank genome assembly.